Messenger RNA from Panicum virgatum (switchgrass), 1340 nucleotides. RefSeq lists its product as uncharacterized. The record is from RefSeq and is a predicted model, not a curated record. NCBI's taxonomy places the organism in Eukaryota, Viridiplantae, Streptophyta, Magnoliopsida, Poales, Poaceae. Bases 1 to 1146 code for a protein of 381 amino acids. The transcript is spliced from 3 exons.
AUGGAGACGCACCGGGAUGAGAUCGCGCUCUGGCUCCAGCACCUCUCCGCCAAGGCCGUCCAAGAACUCAUUUUUGUCAACCGCGCAACGACGAUCGACAACGAAGCGCAUCUCCCCGCCACUCUCUUCAGGUGCACCUUGCUCACCAAACUCUACAUCGGAUUCUGGUGGUUCCCGGAGACCGCCACCCUACCUCGCAGCGUCGCUUUCCCCUAUCUACGGGAGCUGGGUCUCUUUUCCCUCGUCAUGAAGGAAGAGGACCUCGCCUUCGUGCUGAACAGAUGCCCCGUUCUGGAGAAGCUCCUGAUUGUCGGCAGCCGGUGGCCGGUUUGCCUUCGCGUUCGGAGCCACAGCCUACGGUUGGUGGAGGUGUGCCAGGGUCUUGUGCCAGAAAUCACUGUGCUGCACGCUCCACGCCUGGAGAGGCUCUUGUUGUGGCAAGCUUGGGGUGGUGAUGAUUUAUGCAACAUGUCCUCCAAGAUCAUGAUUGUCCAUGCCCCGAAGCUAUGUUUCCUAGGAUUCUUGGUGCCCGGAAUGCACAAACUGGAGAUUGGGAACACCAUUAUCAAGGCUCAGACUAAGGCAAGCCCAAACACCACUGUUCUAAGUGUGCAGAUGCUGGCAGUUCAGGUCAAACUUGGAACCCGCAUUGAAGCGAGGAUGUUGCCGAGUUUCCUCAGAUGCUUUCCCAAUGUCGAGACACUCUACAUCCAGUCCGAGAAUGAUGACCUCAAGUUCUGGGGACCUCAAUGCACUGGUGCUGGCAAAUUAAAUUUGAAGUUCUGGAAGGAGGCAGGGUCCAUUGAAUGUGUUCAGCGCCAUAUCAAGAAGGUGGUCCUCCGUGAGUUCCGUGGGACGAGAAGCGAGCUUGACUUCCUCAAGUUCAUAGCUGAGCAAGCACAAGUUCUUGAAAAGAUGGUGAUUGUGUUGACCCAUGGUCAUUCCCCUUCUGAUCCAGUAGGUACAAACCUGAGGACCAAAAUGGCUUCUGCAAAAUGGGCCAAUGCACGCUGUGAGCUGAUGGUUUUUCAGACUCCAUUUCAUCAAGAAGGUACAGCUUGGUGCUACCUAGCAGCUUUUGAUCUUUCUAACCCAAACCCUUUUGAUGUUUCAAAAUGUCUCGAUGGGAAAUGCCAAAGUCAUUAGUGUGCUGUUGCUGUAUCUACAUGCAAGUCACUGUUUUAGAUUGUUGGCGAUGUGGUUUGCAGAUUUGUGGUUUGAUUCAGUGGCAUUAAGUGUAGAACUUAUUUAGCAGCAUCGUAUGGCAUGGAGAAGACUUGUGUUGGUUAUGUAAUCUGUUUUCUGGUUCCAGUGAUAUGCAUUGGAUAACUUCUGCUAAA